UAAUAUACAUUUAACUUAGGAAAAUUUAUAAUGACUACUUAUAUCUUAUUAGUUAUUUUCUCGGCCUUCUUAAAAAAUAAUCUAAUUAGUCUAUUUACUGAGUAUAGAAUAUAUAUUUUUUUAAAUAUAAAAAUAAAACGAGAAAUUAACCAAACUAUAAAAGAUUAAAAACAAUUUUCUCAAAUAAAAAUUAUUGUUCAUUCUAUUUUAAAAAAAUCAAGAAGAAAGCCUAUGCUUGUAAAAUAUUUUGAGGUCCAUUCAUCCAAAAGCCCAGAUCCACCCAGAGACGUCCCCAGCUCAUCUCCCGCUCACGUGACUUGCAUACCCCACGCCACCCUCCCUAGUCCCUCCCUCAUAAAACUAAGGAUUUUGAACUUUCUGCUGCAGAUUACUUGCAUGUUCUUGUUUUUCUCCAUCUAUUGGUAGCAUCUUGAUUUUUUUUUUCCAAAUAUUUGUAUUUGUUUGUAGUAGAACCAUCUUAGUUUUCAUCUACGUCUUCUCCAGCAGUAAUCCAUCUAUUUUUUCCAAAUCAAGCCAAAUUUACUACCAUUAAGAAAGGCUAAUUAAGAAUAGAGUUGCCGUGUGUGACCGUUGCUAGUCACAUUAUUUGAAUAUUUACUAAUAAAACUUUUAAGAAAAAUUAAAAUAAAAGAAAAUUUUCGUUGUUGUUUGAUAUCCUUGUUUUAGAAGCUCACACGGGUAAUAUUAUACUUGCAAUCAAUUUUUCUAGUGAAAUAAACCUGAUUAAUACAGAAAAUUUCCCAUUGCUUUGUGGCCUGUGAAUAAAUUAAACUUGAACUGCUACAAAAUAUGUUUCACAGCAAUGUCUGGUUCAUUUUGAAGUCUUAUGUUAUCUUACAGGCCAGAUUGAUUGUUGAAAAUAUUCAACUUCAUAUUCUUCCAUCCAAGAAUCCAGAUGGAUAUUUUUCAAGGAGGCGUGGUAAUGCUAACAAUAUUGACCUAAAUCGAGCUUUUCCUGACCAGGUAUCUCAUUUUUGUUGCUGCUUUUGUUAUUUGUUUUGUCAAAUUCAGAUAUAACCUAAAUUCAAAAUUAAUUAGACUCUACUUUGAUGAUGAUGAAUACCAAAAUGUAUAAAAUGAAACAGUUCUGCAUUUUUUAUAUCCCAUGUCACAAGUUGCAGACCUACCCGGAAAAAAAACCUGUAGAAUCUUUGAAUCAUUUUACCAUGACAAAACAAAUUCUAAUUGGAGUAACUUUUGCAAUAUAUUUUACAUGGAAGUGCUGUGUUUGGAUUCCUGUUCUUUUAAGAGAUAGACCAGGAGGAGAUAGAAAGAAAAUAGUAAACAGUUUGAGAUUCAUUGCAUUGCUAAAUAAUUUAGCUGUCUGAUCAACAAUAUAAUUGUGGUUUUGGUAGUAUUUUGUCCAAUCAUUGGAUCUGGACCUUUCAGGACGAGAUUGAAAUUCAAAUAAUACUCCUAUACAAAACAUAUGUUGGAACUUGAUUAUUUUUUCUGUGACUGAAAUGAUCUUAUCAACUAGUGUUUAGACCUUGCGUUCAAAUUGUUUGGCCUAAAUUCAGUUAAAAUUAUAAAACUGCCAUUACUGUGCAAUGAGAUGUUCCAACAUGUUGCUUUAUUUAAUGCACUAGUUGAAUCUGUGGUUUACAAUUCCUUUCUAGACUUGGUUGUGACUGUAUUAUGAUAAAAGUAUUACCGACAUGACUUGCCAGUUCUUUUCACUCAAUAAUGAGAUAAAUGCACGUCAACCUGAAACAAGAGCAAUUCUGAAUUGGCUGAGCGAGAUACAAUUUGCAGCAUCUGCCAGUUUGCACGGGGUAAUUCUUCAUCUUCUUUUCCUCUAUGCUAUGAACUUGGUGAAAGUCAUAUACAUACACUGCUUUUUUGAAAAAAUAAUUUCCUUGCUUUCUCCAAGCUAAGAUGAUAGACACUCAUUUACCUGGUAUUCUCGACAUGGCAGUGUACACUAGAUGUUGUGAUUCAAUCAAAAUAAAAUUUUCAAUCCACAAGAAGAGGGAUGAAGAUCAUAUGGAUACAUGAACAUCUGCUAAAGGGGAUGAAGUAAUCAUAUGGGUACAUGAAUGUCUGCUGAUUCUUAUAUCAAUAUGUGCCCAAAGUGGCUAUCAGGGUGCACAAGUUGCAAAUUACCCGUGGGAUGGCACCGAGGACAACAAGAGAAAUUACUAUGCAUGCCCUGAUGAUGAUACAUUCCGGUUCAUGGCAAGCAUAUAUAGUCAGUCGUUCUCACCAUAAAAUGUCUCUGAGUGAGGAAUUCCCUGGAGGAAUAACAAAUGAAGCAUCUUGGUACCCAAUAUAUGGUGGAAUGCAAGAUUGGAAUUAUAUACAUGCUGGGUGUUUUGAAUUGACAUUGGAGAUUAGUGACAACAAAUGGCCUAAUGCAAGCGAGGUUAAAGCUGGCAGAGGGUUUCCUGAUUACCAUCGGCCCCUUGCCCCAGGAGAUAGAUAUGAAGCAGUAACAGUUGAUGAUGCAGAAUUCGCUAGAGGGGCUAGAAACAGAAAAUGCAAGUAGAAAAACCUCACCAAACGGGACCCAGCGAAUUAUAAAGAUACGUCAAACAUCAAUUAUCCUAAUCAACAACAGAAACAUAU
Messenger RNA from Populus trichocarpa (black cottonwood), 2589 nucleotides. Its product is annotated as carboxypeptidase SOL1. The record is from RefSeq and is a predicted model, not a curated record. Gene Ontology annotation, molecular function: metallocarboxypeptidase activity; zinc ion binding. The transcript has 5 exons. Gene Ontology annotation, biological process: proteolysis. Lineage: Eukaryota; Viridiplantae; Streptophyta; Magnoliopsida; Malpighiales; Salicaceae. Bases 2135 to 2509 code for a protein of 124 amino acids.